Molecule: messenger RNA, 5390 nt
Organism: Condylura cristata (star-nosed mole)
Lineage: Eukaryota; Metazoa; Chordata; Mammalia; Eulipotyphla; Talpidae
Gene: COL11A2
Product: collagen, type XI, alpha 2
Exons: 63
Coding region: 216-5105 (1629 amino acids)
Molecular function (GO): extracellular matrix structural constituent
Source: RefSeq, a predicted model, not a curated record
CACACUGGAGCGGCGGCCACCGAGGAGGGAGCAGCCCCGGAGCCUUGACGGCGCCUCGUUCCAUGGAGCUGGGUGGCUGAGAGCUGUCACCACCCGACAGCCUUUGAUCUCCUGGGGACCCAGGUGUCCGAGGCUCACAGCCUAAUUCUCCUGUCAGCCUCGAGCUUCCUUCAGCAGCCUCAGGGUCGCUGGGAUCCGGUCCCGGGUAACCAGUUAUGGAGCGGUGCAGCCGCUGCCAUCGCCUGGUCCUGCUGGUGCCGCUGGUGUUGGGGCUGAGCGCUGCCCCUGGCUGGGCAGGUGCAGCCUCUGUGGAUGUGCUUCGGGCCCUGAGGUUCCCCACCCUCCCUGAUGGUGUCCGGAGGGCAAGGGGCAUCUGUCCAGCUGAUGUGGCCUACCGAGUAUCCCGACCUGCCCAGCUCAGUGCACCCACACGCCAGCUCUUCCCAGGAGGCUUCCCCAAAGAUUUCUCUCUGCUGGCUGCUGUCCGGACCCGCCCUGGGCUGCAGGCUCCCCUCCUGACUCUCUACAGUGCCCAGGGUGUCCGCCAGCUGGGCCUGGAGCUUGGCCGGCCUGUGCGCUUCCUGUAUGAGGACCAGACUGGGCGGCCUCGACCCCCGGCUCAGCCCGUCUUCCGAGGCCUCAGCCUCGCAGAUGGCAAGUGGCACCGGGUGGCUGUGGCUGUGAAGGGCCAGUCUGUCACCCUCAUAGUUGACUGUAAGAAGAGAGUUACCCGUCCCCUUCCCCGAAGUGUUCGUCCGGUGUUGGACACCCAUGGUGUGAUAAUCUUUGGCGCCCGUAUCCUGGAUGAAGAAGUCUUUGAGGGUGAUGUCCAGGAGCUCGUCAUUGUUCCAGGGGUGCAAACUGCAUAUGAAUCCUGUGAUCAGAAGGAGCUGGAGUGUGAGGGGAGUCAGAGGGAGAAACCUCCGAACCAACAAUCUCGCAGAGCCCAGAGAUCUCCGAAGCAGCAACCAUCCAGACUUCAUAGGCCACAGAACCAGGAACCCCAGCAACAGGCUGCCCGUGGAUCCCGGGGGCUGAAGGGAGAGAAGGGAGAGCCUGCAGUGCUGGAACCUGGUAUGCUAGUGGAGGGGCCCCCUGGCCCAGAAGGCCCCGCGGGAUUGACUGGUCCUCCUGGCAUCCAGGGCAAUCCAGGCCCGGUUGGAGACCCUGGAGAGAGGGGCCCUCCCGGCCGAGCAGGGCUCCCUGGAUCGGAUGGGGCCCCUGGCCCUCCUGGCACAUCCCUUAUGCUCCCAUUCCGGUUUGGUAGCAGUGCGGGUGAGAAGGGCCCUGUCGUGGCGGCCCAGGAGGCCCAAGCCCAGGCCAUUCUGCAGCAGGCACGGCUGGCGCUCCGUGGUCCCCCUGGUCCCAUGGGAUACACAGGUCGCCCUGGACCCUUGGGACAGCCUGGGAGCCCUGGCCUCAAAGGAGAAUCUGGAGACCUAGGACCUCAGGGCCCCAGAGGACCUCAGGGACUCACAGGCCCCCCUGGCAAGGCUGGGCGAAGGGGCCGAGCAGGUGCUGACGGAGCCCGAGGAAUGCCUGGGGAACCUGGGGUGAAGGGUGACCGUGGUUUCGAUGGACUCCCUGGUCUACCUGGGGAGAAAGGACACAGGGGUGAUGCUGGUGCCCAGGGCCUGUCUGGCUCUCCUGGUGAGGACGGAGAGCGGGGAGACGAUGGGGAGAUUGGGCCUCGGGGACUGCCUGGAGAGUCGGGACCACGAGGUCUGCUUGGCCCCAAAGGCCCACCUGGCAUUCCUGGACCUCCGGGUGUUCGAGGCAUGGAUGGGCCCAAUGGCCCCAAAGGGAGCCUGGGGCCCCAGGGAGAGCCAGGACCUCCUGGACAACAAGGCACUCCUGGCACUCAGGGUCUCCCUGGGCCCCAGGGUGCUAUUGGGCCCCAUGGAGAGAAGGGACCUCGAGGAAAACCAGGGCUCCCUGGCAUGCCUGGCUCCGAUGGACCUCCGGGUCACCCCGGGAAGGAAGGCCCCCCUGGAACCAAAGGAAACCAAGGUCCUUCUGGGCCUCAGGGUCCUCUAGGAUACCCGGGACCUCGAGGUGUCAAGGGUGUGGAUGGCAUUCGGGGUCUGAAAGGUCACAAGGGUGAAAAGGGCGAGGAUGGCUUUCCUGGGUUCAAAGGUGACAUGGGUGUGAAAGGCGACAGGGGCGAGGUCGGUGUCCCUGGCUCCAGGGGAGAGGAUGGUCCAGAGGGGCCGAAGGGACGCACUGGACCCACCGGAGACCCUGGACCCACAGGGCUCAUGGGCGAGAAGGGCAAGCUGGGUGUUCCUGGUCUGCCUGGCUACCCCGGACGCCAGGGUCCCAAGGGCUCCCUGGGAUUUCCUGGCUUUCCUGGAGCUGGUGGAGAGAAGGGAGCCCGGGGCCUGUCUGGGAAAUCAGGGCCUCGGGGAGAGCGGGGCCCCACGGGUCCGCGGGGACAGCGGGGACCUCGAGGUGCCACUGGGAAGUCUGGAGCUAAGGGCACAUCAGGUGGUGAUGGCCCCCACGGCCCCCCUGGAGAGAGAGGUCUCCCUGGACCUCAGGGCCCCAAUGGAUUUCCUGGCCCCAAAGGACCUCCAGGUCCCCCUGGGAAAGAUGGGCUGCCAGGACACCCUGGCCAGAGAGGAGAAGUGGGUUUCCAAGGGAAGACCGGCCCUCCUGGUCCUCCAGGGGUGGUGGGGCCUCAGGGAGCAGCAGGAGAAUCUGGGCCCAUGGGGGAAAGAGGUCACCCUGGCCCCCCAGGUCCCCCUGGAGAGCAGGGACUGACUGGAACAGCUGGCAAAGAAGGAACAAAGGGCGACCCUGGACCCCCAGGGGCACCGGGGAAGGAUGGCCCCGCUGGUCUGAGGGGCUUCCCUGGAGAGAGAGGCCUUCCAGGCACGGCUGGUGGAUCCGGUUUGAAGGGAAAUGAAGGUCCAGCUGGUCCUCCUGGCCCUGCAGGCUCCCCUGGGGAGCGAGGUGCAGCAGGAUCAGGGGGACCCAUUGGCCCCCCAGGGCGCCCAGGACCUCAGGGGCCUCCUGGAGCAGCUGGAGAGAAGGGUGUCCCGGGUGAGAAGGGUCCCAUUGGCCCAACUGGCCGUGAUGGGGUGCAGGGCCCCGUGGGGCUCCCUGGCCCCGCUGGGCCCCCGGGUGUGUCAGGAGAGGAUGGAGACAAGGGUGAGGUGGGAGACCCCGGACAGAAGGGCACCAAAGGGAACAAGGGUGAACAUGGCCCCCCCGGACCCCCUGGGCCCAUUGGUCCUGUGGGGCAGCCUGGAGCAGCGGGAUCAGAUGGGGAGCCCGGAGCUCGGGGUCCCCAGGGGCACUUUGGAGCCAAAGGUGAUGAAGGAACAAGAGGAUUCAAUGGACCCCCAGGACCCAUUGGCCUCCAGGGCUUGCCGGGCCCCUCGGGGGAGAAGGGAGAAACAGGAGAUGUGGGCCCUAUGGGGCCACCUGGCCCCCCAGGACCUCGAGGCCCAGCUGGACCCAAUGGAGCUGACGGUCCACAAGGUCCCCCAGGAGGUGUUGGGAACCUGGGUCCUCCAGGAGAGAAGGGGGAGCCAGGAGAGUCAGGAUCUCCUGGGGUCCAGGGCGAGCCAGGUGUCAAGGGUCCACGUGGGGAGCGAGGGGAGAAAGGAGAGUCUGGGCAGCCCGGAGAGGCAGGACCACCAGGGCCUAAAGGUCCCACUGGAGAUGACGGACCCAAAGGGAACCCAGGUCCUGUUGGCUUUCCUGGUGACCCUGGUCCUCCUGGAGAAGGUGGCCCUCGGGGCCAGGAUGGUGCUAAAGGCGAUCGGGGAGAGGACGGCGAGGCGGGACAGCCUGGAUCCCCUGGCCCCACUGGGGAGAAUGGACCUCCUGGACCACUUGGAAAGCGGGGUCCUGCUGGCACGCCUGGUCCUGAGGGGCGACAAGGGGAGAAGGGAGCCAAGGGGGAUCCUGGUGCUGUGGGCGCCCCAGGGAAGACAGGUGCCGUGGGUCCUGCAGGCCCAGCAGGAAAGCCUGGCCCUGAUGGCCUGAGAGGGCUUCCCGGCUCAGUGGGUCAGCAAGGCCGUCCUGGGGCCACAGGCCAGGCUGGGCCUCCAGGUCCUGUGGGACCCCCAGGGCUUCCUGGCCUCAGAGGAGAUGCUGGAGCCAAGGGGGAGAAGGGUCACCCAGGCCUCAUCGGACUGAUCGGUCCCCCUGGGGAACAGGGAGAGAAGGGUGAUCGGGGACUUCCUGGCCCUCAGGGCUCCACCGGCCAGAAGGGAGAGACAGGUAUUCCAGGAGCAUCUGGCCCCAUUGGUCCUGGAGGUCCCCCUGGCCUCCCUGGACCUGCUGGCCCCAAAGGAGCCAAAGGAGCCACAGGCCCAGCUGGACCCAAGGGAGAGAAGGGUGUCCAGGGCCCUCCAGGACACCCGGGCCCUCCAGGCGAGGUGAUCCAGCCCCUGCCCAUCCAGAUGCCCAAGAAGACUCGGCGCUCAGUGGAUGGAAGCCGCCUGAUGCAAGAAGAUGAGGCCGUGCCGACUGGGGGGGUGCCAGGCAGCCCUGGGGGGCUGGAGGAAAUCUUUGGCUCCCUGGACUCCCUGCGUGAGGAGAUUGAGCAGAUGAGACGGCCGACAGGGACCCAAGACAGCCCUGCUCGCACCUGCCAGGACCUGAAGCUCUGCCACCCGGAGCUGCCCGAUGGAGAUUACUGGGUGGACCCCAACCAAGGUUGUGCUCGGGACGCCUUCCGGGUUUUCUGCAACUUUACAGCAGGAGGAGAAACCUGUGUGACACCCAGGGAUGAUGUCACCCAAUUCUCUUAUGUGGACUCGGAAGGCUCCCCUGUCGGCGUGGUCCAGCUCACCUUCCUGCGGCUGCUCAGUGUCUCAGCCCACCAGGACGUCUCCUACCCCUGCUCUGGGGUGGCCCGGGAUGGCCCUCUGAGGCUCCGGGGGGCCAAUGAGGAUGAGCUGAGCCCGGAGACUAGCCCCUAUGUCAAGGAAUUCAGAGAUGGCUGUCAGACACAGCAGGGCCGGACGGUGCUGGAGGUGCGAACCCCUGUGCUGGAGCAGCUGCCAGUGUUGGACGCUUCUUUCUCAGAUCUGGGGGCUCCCCCAAGGCGGGGAGGGGUGCUGCUGGGACCAGUUUGCUUCAUGGGCUAGGACCUUCUUUGACCCUGUCCAUCAAAUCCAGGCCACCUGGAAUCCCACAGCAUCGGCUCUGUGCCACCCCCAAGAGGGCUCCUCACCAUCCAGGGGGCCUUGGGCCAGGGCACUGAGAGCCCCCUGUUAGGGGCAGUCCAGGGAGGGGUGAAGUGGGUGCCAGGACACCUCGGGGGUGGCAUCUGGGGCUCUUGGCCCUCCCACCUGGAGCCUGUGACCUGUUUGACAGCUGAAAUCCUUAUUUAAAAACUCAUCUCCCAGUCACCCCAAACAAGAGGAAGAGAA